AUGGCGAAUCCCAAUCCCAAUCCCAAUCCCAAUUCUAUAAAUCCAGAAACCUCCACCGAAGAAACCUCCACCACCUAUCCAUACCUCCCAUCAUCCAAUCCAAUCCACACCUCCAAUCCCGACAAAGAAAUUGCCAGCUCACCCCACCAUUCCAAUCACUCCGAUCCCGAGCUAACCACCAGCUCCGAGGAAAAAGACACAGCAUUUGCAGAAACGCUAGCGCGGAGAACUCGAACCAAUGGAACCCAAGUGACGACCGCGAGUUGGAGAGCUCUGGGGCCGCCGCCGGAUGGAGGAAUGAAAGCUUGGGUGCAAGUUAUACUCAGUCAUCUUGUCAUCAUGAACACAUGGGGGUUCAUAAACUCUUUCGGCGUCUUCCAAACCUACUACGUCACCACCCUCAACCGCCCCGCCUCCGAUAUCUCCUGGAUCGGCUCCGUGCAAAUCUUCCUCCUCUUUUUCGUCGGUACCUUUACCGGACGUCUCACCGACGCUGGACAUUUCCGCUCCGUAUUCCUCGUCGGCACCAUUAUCGGUCUCCUCGGAAUCUUCAUGACCUCCAUCUCCACGACCUAUUGGCAAGUAUUCCUGGCGCAAGGAAUCUGCAUGGGUCUCGGUAAUGGCUGUUUAUUUUGUCCUGCUCUUGCAACUCUCAGUACGUAUUUUAGUACCAAGAAGAGUUUAGUGAUAGGGAUUGCGGCUGCGGGAAGUGCAACUGGUGGUGUGAUUUUCCCAAUUAUGGUGCAACAGUUGUUGCCCAAAAUUGGAUAUGGGUGGACGAUGAGGUCGCUGGGUCUUAUUCAAUUAGUGUGUCUUGGAAUUUGUAAUAUUGGGAUUAAGCAGAGAGUUCCCCCGAGGAAGAGUGGUGCUUUGAUUGACUAUCCAUCAUUCAAAGACGCUCCAUAUGUGUUAUUUGCAAUUGGAAUGUUUUUCAACUUUUGGGGCUUAUACUUCGGUUUCUAUUACCUUGGAGCAUACGCAAGAUCAAUCAUCGGAUUGCCACUUGCAGAAUCGAUAAAUAUAAUAAUCAUCCUGAAUGCCGUUGGGGUAGUAGGUCGCGUCCUACCAAACCACCUGGCAGAUCGAGUAUUUGGACCCUUGAAUACACUUAUUCCAAUAGCAAUCAUAGACAGCCUUCUUUGCUUCUGCUGGAUUGCCGUAUCAUCAAGAGGUGGUUUGUAUGCAUGGUCGGUUAUGUAUGGAAUCUGUGCGGCAGGUAUUCAAGGACUAUUUCCAGCCGUUUUGAGUAGUCUUACCACAGACCUGAGAAAAGCUGGCGUUAGAAUGGGAAUGGUAUUUACCGUUGUAAGUUUUGCUGUAUUGACGGGACCUCCUAUCGGAGGAGUGUUAAUUCAAAAGAAAAAUGGGGGAUAUGAGUACGCGCAAAUCUUUGCCGCUGCUGACUUGUUCAUUGGGACUGCAUUCUUGAUAAUGGCAAGGUUAGCGAAAUCCAAGAAGUUGUUUGCUAAGAUGUGA
This is a messenger RNA of Botrytis sinoallii, 1476 nucleotides long. RefSeq lists its product as uncharacterized. The record is from RefSeq and is a predicted model, not a curated record. Gene Ontology annotation, biological process: transmembrane transport. Bases 1 to 1476 code for a protein of 491 amino acids. Lineage: Eukaryota; Fungi; Ascomycota; Leotiomycetes; Helotiales; Sclerotiniaceae. Gene Ontology annotation, cellular component: fungal-type vacuole membrane. The transcript has 4 exons. Gene Ontology annotation, molecular function: transmembrane transporter activity.